Messenger RNA from Moneuplotes crassus, 1124 nucleotides. Lineage: Eukaryota; Ciliophora; Spirotrichea; Euplotida; Euplotidae. The record is from the annotation of a GenBank genome assembly.
AAAAGAUCUGUAAUUAUGGAGAAAGAGGAAGAUACUAAAACUAAUAAUCCUUACUCAUUUACUCACCAGAAAAAUUGGAGAACUUCUCUUGACGAAGGAGAACUUCCAUUUUGAAAUGUGAUCCCAUCAAUCAAGGAAAAGACAAAAGAUCAGCAAAAGAAAGAAAAUGAUUCAAUGUUAUAACUGAAGCUAAUAUUCUGAAGACAUUUAAGGAAAAGACUGCUCCUGUUUUCAACAAGGGAAAUCUUGUGUAUAACACCAAGGAAGAUAAGUGGUACAAAGUGUUAGACCUCAAGACUGAUGAAGAAUACAAGCCUACAUGGGCUAGUGUAUCCCUCAGAGAUAGUAAUGAAACUAAAGAGGUCACUAAAGGAUCUGAAUUUGAAGAGUUUACAAACUCUUUAAUGAUCUUUAUUUCUGUCAAUCACGAAUCAGGCAAUACAGAGACACUAGAAGUAGAUCUCAAGAUCUAUGACAAAUUCGAGGCUGCUCUAGAAGGUCCUUUCGAUGGAGCAGGUAUAACCCUAAUGGGUUAUAAACUCUUCUACAACAGUAAAGAGCUUGAUAAAGAUUCUAAUCUGUCUAAGAUUGAAGGAAUAAAGAAUGGAGAUACCAUUUAUGCAUCUGAAGGAUUUGGAAAACCAUACAAGUUCAGUAGGUUUCCAAGAGUGUACACUAGUUAUGGUUGGUCAAACUCUGGAAACUACGCUGACGCAAUCACGUUUGUACCGACACAAAAUGUGAAAGUAUGUGGCUUUAGUUGCUAUGCAGCAAAGCAGAAGCCAAGCUAUGAGAUGAAGUAUAAGAUAAAGAUCAACGAAACUGUGGUAGAAGAAGAACAAGUCGAAGCUACUGGCUGGGAAGAUGAGCAUUAUUAUAGACAUAGGCUCAAAGGAGCCUAUAAUGCAGCCUCAGGCUCUAAAAUAGAAAUGGUUUGCUGGAUUGCAGAAAAUCUCUCUUCUCACUCCUACGUUGAAACUUUCUAUGGAGAGGAUGGCUAUAACUACGAACAAGUAGAAAAUGAGCAUAUGGGUCUUUUUAAAAUAGAGUCUUGAGGUGAGAGCCAGAACGGAACAGGACUUUACUCUGGCCAUUUUGGAGAAAUUUUCUAUUAUCUAGGGUAA